GAAAAGCUAUAGCUGAAAGCUGCAACAAAACAUAGACUGUUGGCAGUGUUUAGCUUGUUUUGUUUCAUACACAUUUCGAGUAAAAUUUAUUAUUUCAUUGUGAAACUGUUUCCAAAAUAGUACGGAUAAAACAAAUUCCAAUGGAUGUAGACGUAAUCCAAAAAUUGGCACUAGCUGUUGAUCCACCGGAUGCAUAUUUUGAUCCAGAAUUGCAACCGGAGACGGGUGAGCAGUAUCUCCAGAAAGUGAUUUACGAAAGAAAUCACUGUCCCGCCGUCGUAGUUGUUAAACCAAAUUUUCAGCAUAAUAAGACAACAAAAAAUCUCACCGGAAGUGGCUUAGUACCAACGGACCCUGUACAAAACAUCGCUCCACGCGUUCUGAUUCCUACCAAGGAAUGGGAAUCAAUCCAGAACAAACAGUUCGCCGAUCUGCGGAACACUAUCACCAGCUAUCGGAACAGCAAGCACUAUCGUGAUAACCUGGAGAAAACUCACGUUUUCCUAAAUUUCGAGAAUCGCAAGCAAAUGCACGAUUACUGUGCUAACAAUCAGCCAUAUGUUCGAGUGCUGCUGAGCAUCCCGCAGCGAAAUCUGGAGUUGCUGCUCGAGUAUCUCUACGAUUGGCUUCAGGGAUGUCAGGCGGAUGAUCACAUGGCAGAAUGCAAAAGCUACCGCAAGGAUUGGAUCACCCAGUGGAUCUACGCUAUUUUAGCCUGCAUAAUCGUACCCCUAGAGCCCUACAUUCACAGCAUUCUCAGGGAUAUUGCCAAAGCGUGCAUCGUGAUGCGGAAUGAACUAACGGCUGAGGAGGAGUCCAAGGUACUUCCGUUGAAUUUACUAAUUUGUAUAAUUUCGCGCAACUUUAAUCAGCUAGAUUUGCGCGAUAAUUUAGAUUGAUUUUAUGUUGAUGAUAUUUAAUUUCUGUUAUUGAACUGCCGAAAGAGUAAUGUUAGUACAUAGAA
This is a messenger RNA of Wyeomyia smithii (pitcher-plant mosquito), 964 nucleotides long. RefSeq names its product protein Gemin2 (gene Gem2). The transcript has 2 exons. Gene Ontology annotation, biological process: spliceosomal complex assembly; spliceosomal snRNP assembly. NCBI's taxonomy places the organism in Eukaryota, Metazoa, Arthropoda, Insecta, Diptera, Culicidae. The record is from RefSeq and is a predicted model, not a curated record. Gene Ontology annotation, cellular component: SMN complex; spliceosomal complex; nucleus. Bases 141 to 899 code for a protein of 252 amino acids.